This is a messenger RNA of Hepatospora eriocheir, 441 nucleotides long. Lineage: Eukaryota; Fungi; Microsporidia; Hepatosporidae. The record is from the annotation of a GenBank genome assembly.
AUGCAUAAAGAUAAGAAAUCUAGAAAAAUGAGAGGUAAAACUUCACAUGGUUACGGUAGAACUAAUAAGCAUAGAAAACAUCCAAGUGGUAGAGGAGCAUGUGGUGGAUUUAAACACAUGAGAACAUGGUAUAUGAAGUAUCAUCCAGAUUUCUUUGGUAAGAGAGGUAUGCUUAAUUUCCACGUUAAAAAGAAUGCUGAAAUUAAAAAAUCUAUUAGCUUAGCUAAAGUAUAUGGGUUGAUGGAUUCUGAAAGUAGAAAAGAAGUUCUUAAUAAUGAAAGUAUAUCACCAGUUAUUGAUGUAAGAGAGUUUGGAUAUCAUGUUGUGGUUGCAGGUGAACUUCCACUCGAAAGACCACUUGUUGUUAAAGCUAGAUACUUUACUAAGAACGCUGAACAACAAAUUGCUAACGUAGGUGGUAAAGCUAUAAUUUGUCCUUAA